AUGUUCUUCUCUCACGCUUCCGUGCUUCCUGCUUUGCUUCUCGCUGUGCUUCCUGCUCUCGCGGUGCCAGCCUCGGCUGUUUCCGAUGUGCCCUCUGCAACCCUUGGCUCUACCAAUGCAGUGACUGCUGGGGGCCCUGGGAGUAGCUCAUCCGUGGCAUCCACUCCUCAAGUCACUCCUGCUUUCUGGGUCGACAUCGAAGAGUUUGCAAAGCUUCACUCGGAUGACAAGAACGAAGGCUCUGGCGAUGGCCAAAAGCGGCCCUACGGCAUCACUGGACCCAAUGCUGUCAAGUUCAAGUUCAACGGGGAUGUCUACAAGGAGGAGACCUUCAAGAUCAGCUACUACAAGUCCUCUUCCUGGGCCAUGCCGUCGGGCACUUACAAUCCCGAGGCGUGGACGACCGCCAGCGGGACUCCCACCAAGGUCAUUGAGUGUGUCGCCACCGCUAACGCUAGCUUGACCGAGAACGCUUGGUUGGUUCCAACUCCUGACAUUUCGACCACUACAGGUGGUGUGGGCAUCAAGUGCACUGAUUCCGCCUGA
Messenger RNA from Cryptococcus wingfieldii CBS 7118, 546 nucleotides. RefSeq lists its product as hypothetical. The record is from RefSeq and is a predicted model, not a curated record. The transcript has 2 exons. Bases 1 to 546 code for a protein of 181 amino acids. NCBI's taxonomy places the organism in Eukaryota, Fungi, Basidiomycota, Tremellomycetes, Tremellales, Cryptococcaceae.